Carlito syrichta (Philippine tarsier) is the source of this 697-nucleotide messenger RNA. It is a transcript of the gene ATP6V1F, whose product is annotated as ATPase H+ transporting V1 subunit F. Gene Ontology annotation, cellular component: proton-transporting V-type ATPase, V1 domain; membrane. Gene Ontology annotation, biological process: proton transmembrane transport. The transcript is spliced from 2 exons. Bases 84 to 443 code for a protein of 119 amino acids. Lineage: Eukaryota; Metazoa; Chordata; Mammalia; Primates; Tarsiidae. Gene Ontology annotation, molecular function: proton-transporting ATPase activity, rotational mechanism. The record is from RefSeq and is a predicted model, not a curated record.
GGGCGUGGCCAAGCGGCGACGCACAGUGGAGGCGGGGCCUCCGUGAUCGGGCGCGGUGGAGUGGGCGCUUCCUGGCUGCGGCGAUGGCCGGGAGAGGGAAGCUGAUCGCAGUCAUCGGAGACGAGGACACCGUCACUGGUUUCCUGCUGGGCGGCAUAGGGGAGCUUAACAAGAACCGCCACCCCAACUUCCUGGUGGUGGAGAAGGAUACAACCAUCAAUGAGAUCGAAGACACUUUCCGGCAGUUUCUAAACCGGGAUGACAUUGGCAUCAUCCUCAUCAACCAGUACAUCGCGGAGAUGGUACGACACGCCCUGGACGCCCACCAGCGCUCCAUCCCGGCCGUCCUGGAGAUCCCAUCCAAGGAGCACCCUUACGAUGCCGCGAAGGACUCCAUCCUACGCAGGGCCAGGGGCAUGUUCACUGCAGAGGACCUGCGCUAGGGCGCGCCCACAGUCUCUCCCUCAACUCCAAACCUCUCCACAGCCUUGCUACCAGUCCUUCUCUAAGUUUUGAGCCUCUGAUAUCCAAUUCCCCGCCCCUUCCGACUCCACCGAGAGGCUUCUAGGUUGUUAAAAUCCAGGCUGGUUAGGGGCAGGAAGCCUGACUGUCUCCUCUCUCCACUACCUCGUCCCUGUGCUGUUACACAGUGUCAUUGUCGAUGUUAAAUUAAAGUAAUAUUCUUUCUUCUCUCCAA